This is a messenger RNA of Arabidopsis lyrata subsp. lyrata, 2278 nucleotides long. RefSeq lists its product as uncharacterized. The record is from RefSeq and is a predicted model, not a curated record. The transcript is spliced from 7 exons. NCBI's taxonomy places the organism in Eukaryota, Viridiplantae, Streptophyta, Magnoliopsida, Brassicales, Brassicaceae. Bases 1 to 2106 code for a protein of 701 amino acids.
AUGGAUGAUGAAGAGGAGUUAGCCAACUUCGUGGCAUUACCUUCAUUCGUGGAGCACAAAGAAGGAAGCGAAAAAUCUGAUUCUAUAUCAACUGCUGAAACAAGUAGUGAAUACUCCAACACAAGCAACGAUUCAGAAAGAGAUCGAGAGGUGGAUCUUCAAGCUGAAUUCAAAAGUCUUUAUGAGAGUUGGGUUAAGAAAAGUAAAGACUACAUAGUACUAAUCGAUGAGAAGAUGUUGAUGGAAAGUAAGAUAAAGAAUAUCGAGAAAGAGCUAACUCUUGAGAAAGAAGAAUCAGAGAAAUUGAAAAUCAAGCUUGCUGAAAAUCAAAAGUGUUCUUGUGCUUUGAAGAAUGAAGAUCAUGAAGUUGUUCAUAUGCUAAACGUGAAGGAGGAACUUGCAGCAGAAAAAGAAAAAUCCAAACGGUUGGAGGAUGAACUCAUGCAGAAUGAAAAAUAUUGCUGGAACAAGGAACGGUCUGUUGGAACAAGUUGGGGUUUGCUCGGAAGGAAGAGACAUAACACUCCAAACAUCGCUCAGAGAGCCACCGGAAGUCCUGGUGGACGACCUAAUACUCUAUCGGCGCAAUACAACUUCACGCCGGCGGUCCAACAUCCUCCUCAGCUGCAGACGCCUGAAGUACAACCUCCUGUUUUGCCAGUGCAGUCGAGGACAGCCCAUCUCCGGAACUAUCCACCGCCACAACAACUUUUCCAGCACUCUUUCACUCCACAACGUGAACCUCAAGUAGGAAGGACGCCUUCAGAAGAAGUACUCCAGAACAAUCAACAGCCUCCAGCCACUUCUCAGCAAGCUGCUCCGAUUCUUGAGCAGGAGGCUCCGCCUUCUCCGCCCCAUAACUCUCAGACUCACAGUCAGCCAUCGUCUCAAGGCAACAACUUCGUGGAGUUUCCUCCGGUGUUGCCGGAACUCCAGGAAGACUCACUACAGGCUCUCAACGACCUACUUGCGGUGCCUGGCAGGGAAAAUUACAUUACCGUCCUCAAUCCCGAGCCCAUAGACAAAACUUCAUGGUUUACCCGAGACACGGGAUCGAGACUUGUUCGGAAGAUAACCAAGGUUUUUACAAACAAAUUUGAUGGUCCAUUCUACAGCUGGACAUGUGUGCCUCGUGAUAAACAAGAGAGAUACUUCCUCGAGUUUGCGAAAACCCACACCUGGGAUCCUUUGAUAACAGGGACUGUCCAAUAUUUUUUUGAGCUCAUCUGUUUAAAGCGGAUGAAAGACAUGGUUAGUGGUGUAAGGACUAGUCGUGAGAAACCUUCUUGGAUAGGAACGACCCUCUGGAAAACAAUGACUGAUUUCUGGGACACUGAGGAAGCACAGGCAAAGAGUCUCACCUACUCAAAGGUCCGUAAUUCUGACCGUAACGGUCUCGGUCCCCACAAACACUUCUCAGGGCCUAAGUCAUUUCAGCAAGUUGAAGCUGAACUGGUGAGUCUACUUUCUGUCUUUGCCACUUUUUAUUCUGACCUAUCACUUCUUAUUAACCCUUGUUUACUUGGUUAUAUUGCAGGAAGAGGAAUUGGGAAGACUAGUCUUAGUGAAGUUUUCAUCAAGACACAUACGAGGCCUGAUGGUACCUUUGUUGAUCUGAAGGCGGAGAAGAUUGCAAGGACAUACGAGAAGAAUGUGCAAGAGAGGUUGUCUGAGCUCGAGGCAGAUACUUCUGCUGUUUCAGAUGGCGCUUCACGGCCACGGGAGCUCACAGCUGAAGAACGCACACUAAUAUUUCUGCAGUCCACUGACAGGGAUUCAAGAGGUAAUCCUUAUGGAGUAGGAAGCCUCAAGGAUUCUACUGUCAAUGGCAAGCGGAAGCAUCCAGGUGACUCCUCUUCCUUUCGGAGCCUGCAAGAACAAUUGAAGGAAGCACAACAAAAGAUAGAAGAGCAGGCUGCGCGUGAAGCUCAGCAGAAGGACAAGCUCGACAACUUCUCCAUGGUGGAGAAGUAUUUGCGCCAAACUGAUCCUCAGUUCCUGAAUUGGAUCGCAAAUCAUUCAGCUCAAGAGACUGCCACAGCCCCUCUCUCAACCUCUCAAUCUCAAAAUAAUCAAGCUACAUCUCCAUCACCAUCUGGUGAAUAGGUUUCUGUUUCUUCCCCCAAGAACUUGGUUUAACUUUUCAGAUUCUGUAGACUUGAACAUGUGUUUUGUUUGGUUUUAAGUUUGGUAUGAACUUGUUGAAGUCAGACUUGUUGUAUAAGUACUGUUCUUUUGGUAUUUGGUAUUAUAUUAUAUAUGUAUUGUUCUUUUGGUA